CCAAUCGGAUUCUCGAAUCCCUCACGACGUCACGUGGGCUCCGCGUUGAAAUUGGCCGCGAGCUGAAGACUAUAGAGGAGCGCGAGGCGAGGAGGACAACAUCUCGGGAAAAAAAACAAGGACAAGAAAUUUACCUCCAAUAAACAUGUUGGAUUCGCUCACAUUACUCCUGAAAAAAGUACUCUUCCUCACUCACCUCAAUGUCUUCAAUCAGUUCAGGACCAGUCUGUUUUUUUCAGACACACAGAGAGAGAGGGAGAAGAAGAUAGUUACAAAUCACUGCGAGAAAGAAGAGGUCCCCGAUCCCUCCGCCUGCACCGCACUCACAGACUCCCUGUACCAGCGGGGAGACUUGUUAGAAGUUCCCCGGACUCUAUUCACUCAUUUCGGCAUCUAUUUAGGGGACAACCGGGUGGCACAUCUGAUUCCGGAUAUCUUGCCACUCUUUACGACGGACAAGCUUUCCGUUCAGGUGAUGGUAACUAACAAACGCUUAGUUCUUGGCGUUCUAUCCAAGAGCGCCAGCAUCCGGGUGGAUACCGUUGAGGACUUUGCCUACGGCGCGUCAAUUCUACUGAACGCUAUGGACACUACCGUGCAGAAACGACCGUUGGAUGGCGAAGAGAUCGCGAGGAGAGCGGAGGAAAUGGUUGGGAAGAUACCGUACAGUUUACUGUGGAAUAACUGUGAACAUUUCGUUACUUACUGCCGGUACGGCAGCGCAAUCAGCAUUCAGACAGACAAGUUCUGUGAUUGGCUGAAAUCUGUCAUCCGGGAUCAUAGGAGUGUUCCGCUGACGGCGUUCCUGGGAAUUCUGUCUAUUCUCAGUCUGGGAAUGUCUCCUUACACCAUGCUUCCCACCCUCCUCAUCCCCUUCACCCUCUGGAUGGCAGGCUGAUACCUGGGAAUUCUGUCUAUUCUCAGUCUGGGAAUGUCUCCUUACACCAUGCUUCCCACCCUCCUCAUCCCCUUCACCCUCUGGAUGGCAGGCUGAUACCUGGGAAUUCUGUCUAUUUUCAGUCUGGGAAUGUCUCCUUACACCAUGCUUCCCACCCUCCUCAUCCCCUUCACCCUCUGGAUGGCAGGCUGAUACCUGGGAAUUCUGUCUAUUCUCAGUCUGGGAAUGUCCCCUUACACCAUGCUUCCCACCCUCCUCAUCCCCUUCACCCUCUGGAUGGCAGGCUGAUACCUGGGAAUUCUGUCUAUCCUCAGUCUGGGAAU
This is a messenger RNA of Oncorhynchus gorbuscha (pink salmon), 1221 nucleotides long. RefSeq names its product lecithin retinol acyltransferase-like. The coding region runs from base 146 to 898 and encodes 250 amino acids. NCBI's taxonomy places the organism in Eukaryota, Metazoa, Chordata, Actinopteri, Salmoniformes, Salmonidae. The record is from RefSeq and is a predicted model, not a curated record. Gene Ontology annotation, biological process: retinol metabolic process. Gene Ontology annotation, molecular function: phosphatidylcholine-retinol O-acyltransferase activity. The transcript has 2 exons.